AUGAAGGCGAUGACAACGGCGGUGCGCUGUCGCGACGGGUGCGGCGACUUUGGGAUCGAGGAGCUCGAGUAUGUGUGCGUCGAUUGCGAUACGAGGCGGCGACUUCAUCAAGUCAAUGCAUCGCCGCCGACACUUCCCGAACGAACACGGCCUGCCGCUCGUCCGCAAGGCAAAGAAGCAUGGCGCGCGUUCCAAGCUCUAGGAAGAGAACAGGACGCGACGGCUAUGGCGUCAGAGGUGCGGGCCUUCGAAGAGAGUGUUGCGGCCAAGCGGCAGGUGUCGACGGCGCUCAAGCAUUACAUGCUCGCCACUAACAACAUGGAAGAAGUCGAUAAAGCCGUGUGGAUUCAGCACUCGUCAUCGCAAUGCACGUCGCUGCCGUAUGUGGAUUAA
Molecule: messenger RNA, 393 nt
Organism: Aphanomyces invadans
Lineage: Eukaryota; Oomycota; Saprolegniomycetes; Saprolegniales; Verrucalvaceae
Exons: 2
Coding region: 1-393 (130 amino acids)
Source: RefSeq, a predicted model, not a curated record